Messenger RNA from Stegodyphus dumicola, 1443 nucleotides. RefSeq names its product piggyBac transposable element-derived protein 3-like. Lineage: Eukaryota; Metazoa; Arthropoda; Arachnida; Araneae; Eresidae. The record is from RefSeq and is a predicted model, not a curated record.
AUGACCAUGAUAGAAAGAGUAAAAGAUAAAAGACCAGUAGAAAUUUUUGAAAUGUUCUUCACAGAUGAUCUAGUAAAUCACAUCGUACAGCAAAGUGUAUCUUAUGCAACUCAAAAUAAUCGUCACCAAUUUACGCUCUCUUCAGACUGCUUCAAAAAAUUUUUGGGAUUUUUACUGUUAACUGGAUAUCACUCUUUGCCUCAAGAGCAGAUGUAUUGGUCAGAAGAAGAAGAUAUAGAUAUUGGAAUUGUAAGGAAAUGUAUGUCGAAAAAUCGUUAUAUUGAAAUAAAAAGAAAUCUACAUUUCAGUGACAAUACAAAUAUACCACUAAUAAAUGGAAACAAAGACAGAUUAUUUAAAAUACGACCAAUCUUGGAUGAGCUGAAUAAAGCAUUUAUGCAGUUCGGCGUAUUUUCGUAUAACAUAUGUAUUGAUGAACAAAUGGUACGUUAUUAUGGUCAUCAUUUUCUAAAGCAGUUUAUUAGAGGAAAGCCCAUUCGCUUUGGGUUCAAGCAAUGGGCAAUGUGUUGUGGUGUGACCGGAUAUUGCUAUAAUGCUGACAUCUAUGAAGGUAAGCCAAGUAGAAUUUCAGAAGAAGAUAAUUUAGAAGGAGAUACUUAUGGAUUAGGUGUGUCAGUAAUAUUGAAUAAGAUAGCAACCAUAGACAAACCAGAGGAACACUGCUUUUAUUUCGAUAAUUUUUUCACAAGUUUUGAUUUGCUGAAAAAUCUAAAAGAGAGAAAUAUACCUGCGACAGGAACGGUGAGAUGUAAUAGGAUGAAUAAGUGCCCUAUAAAAACAGAUAAGGAAAUGAAGAAAGAAUUUAGAGGGGCUUUUGAUUAUAGAUAUGAUGAAAUAAAUGGAAUAGUUGGUCUUGUUUGGAAAGAUAACAGCAUUGUUAAAAUGUUAUCAAAUCAUUUGGAAGUUUUACCUUUGGGACGUGUGCCGAGAUGGUCUAGGGCUGAGAAAAAAAAAAUUAAUUCCACAACCCACCAUGCCAUUAUAAAUUACAAUAAGAACAUGGGAGGUGUUGACAAGCUUGACUGGAAUGUACAAAAGUAUAGGAUAAAAAUUAGAGGCAAAAAAUGGUACUUUCCUAUUUUCACUAAUGCAGUGGAUGUGGCUCUAGUUAAUGCUCAUACAAUAUAUUGUAUUGCUAAUGGAAAAAUUCCGCUAUUAAAUUUCAGACGAGAAGUUGCACGGUUCUAUUUGAAUUUACAUUCCGUGUCUGACCCGAAAAAUUAUGGACGACCAUCGUACAGUGUGAGUUCACAGAAGCGCGUACCAGAAGACGUAAGAAAAAAUCCUCAAGGACAUUAUUUAGAAAGAACAUUGGACGGAAAACAAAGAAAAUGUGCGGUUUGUAAAAAAAAUUUUCGGGAACAGUGCGUGAAGUGUGAUGUAGGAUUACACGUACAAUGUGUUAUUUCAUGGCACUCUUAA